AUGAGCACACGAGAAGAGUUGGCCGAUACCAUCGCCGUCGCGCUGCGUGGCGAAGACCAGUUCGGCUACACCGACAUCAGCGACCUCGGUGACGCCGUCCUCGACAGCCGUUACGACCUACUCGCAGUCGCCGACGCGGUCCUCGCCGACUACCAGCCCAAGCUUCGCACGGUCACGACCGAAGCCGAAUUGGAUGCGCUGCCGAACAUGACCGUUGUCAUGGACAACUGCGACGACGUGGCACAGAAGCGCGGCGGCCAAUGGUGCGGAUACGAGACCGCCGACCUCACCAGCAAACAGAUCGCCAACAUGAGCACUUACCUCGAAGAACUCGCCACUCUCGCCGCGAAGAUCGGCGACGACAACGCGAAAGCCACCCUCGACUUGGGUUGGAUUGGGCCGCAGGAACGGGACGCCCUCGUCGACGCCGCACAGCAGGCCCGGAAGCAGUUGGAUAAGGCCCGCACUGACCUGCAACAGGCGCAGAUGACCGCGAACACCAGCAACAUCAGCCAACGGGACUUCAGCAAGCUCGUAG
Mesorhabditis spiculigera is the source of this 538-nucleotide messenger RNA. The record is from the annotation of a GenBank genome assembly. NCBI's taxonomy places the organism in Eukaryota, Metazoa, Nematoda, Chromadorea, Rhabditida, Rhabditidae.